Messenger RNA from Tinamus guttatus (white-throated tinamou), 2256 nucleotides. RefSeq names its product DEAH-box helicase 35 (gene DHX35). Gene Ontology annotation, molecular function: RNA binding; helicase activity. Gene Ontology annotation, cellular component: intracellular anatomical structure; catalytic step 2 spliceosome. Lineage: Eukaryota; Metazoa; Chordata; Aves; Tinamiformes; Tinamidae. The record is from RefSeq and is a predicted model, not a curated record.
AUGGCGGCGCCCGUGGGGCCGGUGAAGUUCUGGAGGCCGGGCACAGAAGGUCCUGGUGUCAGUAUCUCAGAGGAGAGACAGAGUCCUGCUGAGAGUAGUGGUGUAAACAUCUUUUAUAAUCCUUAUGCUUCGCUUUCUAUUGAGCAACAAAGACAAAAGCUACCAGUUUUUAAGCUAAGAAAUCACAUACUUUACCUAGUAGAAAACUAUCAAACUCUGGUGAUUGUUGGGGAAACAGGAUGUGGGAAAUCAACCCAGAUUCCACAGUAUCUGGCAGAAGCUGGAUGGACGGCCGAAGGGAGAGUUGUUGGGGUGACGCAGCCUCGUCGAGUUGCUGCUGUUACAGUUGCAGGCCGAGUUGCUGAUGAAAGGGGCGCAGUGCUGGGCCAUGAGGUCGGAUAUUGCAUCCGCUUUGAUGACUGCACGGAUCCACGGGCUACAAGAAUUAAGUUUCUAACUGAUGGUAUGCUGGUGAGGGAGAUGAUGGCCGAUCCACUAUUAACGAAAUACAGUGUCCUCAUGCUGGAUGAAGCCCAUGAAAGGACUCUUUAUACAGAUAUUUCCAUUGGCUUAUUAAAAAAGAUUCAAAAGAAGCGUGGGGAUCUUCGGCUGAUUGUAGCUUCUGCCACCUUGGAUGCAGAGAAAUUCAGAGACUUCUUUAAUCAAAAUGAGACCAAUGACCCCAGCAAAGAUACCAGUGUGAUCCUUACUGUGGAGGGGAGAACGUUUCCAGUGGACAUCUUUUACAUACAGAGUCCUGUUCCAGAUUAUAUACAAUCAACUGUGGAAACUGUGAUGAAAAUUCACCAGGCAGAAAACGAUGGGGAUAUUCUAGUAUUUUUAACUGGCCAGGAGGAAGUGGAAACUGUUGUUUCUAUGCUAAUAGAACAGGCUCGGGCCCUGUCUCGCACUGGAAUGAAGAAGCACCUCCGUAUUCUCCCUAUGUAUGCUGGCCUGCCUUCUGUUGAGCAAAUGAAGGUGUUUGAGAGAGUUUCUCGCAGUGUCAGAAAGGUCAUCGUAGCCACCAACAUUGCUGAGACCUCUAUCACAGUGCAUGGAAUCACGUUCGUAAUUGACUGUGGUUUUGUGAAGCUUCGGGCCUACAAUCCAAAAACAGCCAUCGAGUGCCUUGUGGUGGUACCAGUAUCCAAAGCUUCAGCUAAUCAGAGAGCAGGACGUGCGGGCCGGAACCGUUCUGGAAAAUGUUACAGACUUUAUACAGAGGAAGACUUUGAGAAGUUGCCACAGUCUACUGUACCCGAGAUGCAGCGCAGUAACCUCGCUCCUGUCAUCUUGCAGCUGAAGGCUUUGGGAAUUGAUAACGUGCUCAGGUUCCCCUUUCUUUCGCCUCCUCCUGCACAGUCAAUGGUGCAAGCUUUAGAAUUGCUGUAUGCUUUAGGAGGUUUGGAUACACACUGCCGUUUAACAGAACCUCUUGGAAUGAGAAUAGCAGAGUUUCCUUUGAAUCCGAUGUUUGCAAAGAUGCUUCUGGAAUCAGGAAAUUUUGGCUGCUCCGAGGAGAUUUUGACUAUUGCUGCCAUGAUGCAGAUUCAGAACAUCUUUGUGGUCCCUCCAAAUCAAAAAUCACAAGCUGCCAGGCAGCACAGAAAGUUUGCUGUGGAAGAAGGUGAUCAUCUCACUAUGCUUAAUGUUUAUGAAGCCUUUGUCAAACACAGCAAGAGCUCUCAGUGGUGUCAGGAACACUUUCUAAACUACAAAGGACUUGUUAGAGCUUCUGUUGUAAGAGAACAGCUGAAAAAGCUACUUGUCCGCUUUAAAGUGCCAAACACAUCCAGUGAAGGUGAUCCAGAUACAAUUUUGAGGUGUAUCGUUUCUGGAUUCUUUGCUAAUGCAGCUAAAUUACAUUCUACUGGAGUUUACAGGACUAUACGUGAUGACCAUGAACUUCAUAUUCAUCCCACUUCAGUGCUGUAUGCAGAAAAACCUCCACGCUGGGUAAUCUACAAUGAAGUCAUUCAGACUGCCAAAUACUACAUGAGAGAUGUGACUGCCAUUGAGUCUGCGUGGCUCUUGGAACUGGCACCUCAUUUUUACCAGCAGGGAACGCAUCUUUCUUUGAAGGCAAAAAGGGCCAAAGUAGAUGACCACUGAUUUGACGUGACUUAAAUCUUGUGAAUCAGAUGCAGAACCUACCUGUGAUUUGAAGGUGCCUACAGUCCCUUCAGCAGUCAGUACAUCAGCAAUCCGACCAUGCAUCAACUUAAAUGUUUAAAUGCCUGUCAGCCAGGAUCUAUA